AUGACUGAAAGCUCUCGCAUGCAACAGCCCGCGGAGAACAUCCAGGGCAUGUUCACUGCUGACUCUGGAGCUGGCCCUCCAACAGGAAGCACUGUGCAGACCCAGCGGGCCCUGGACCCUCACAGUUCCCUCGAGGAUUACAACCGUACCUUGCUCGAGUACACCCAGAGACAGAUGUCGUCUUUUGUUGACCUCGACGAUGGCGGCCAUCGCGGCAGUGGCGCCAGCAGUCGGAGCAGCCAAAGCAGCGGCAACAGUGGCCAGAGUGGUUCCUCCAACAACGGCACGCUUGCUCACCAGGCCAAUGGACCUCCUCCCACUUCGGCUAGUGCCCAGCACCAGGCCUUCCAGCGGAUUGGCCGAAAUCCCGAGGGCAGCCCUAACGAGGCCAAGCCUUCGCGCUACUAG
Messenger RNA from Penicillium argentinense, 408 nucleotides. RefSeq lists its product as uncharacterized. The record is from RefSeq and is a predicted model, not a curated record. The transcript has a single exon. NCBI's taxonomy places the organism in Eukaryota, Fungi, Ascomycota, Eurotiomycetes, Eurotiales, Aspergillaceae. Bases 1 to 408 code for a protein of 135 amino acids.